This is a messenger RNA of Penaeus vannamei (Pacific white shrimp), 1797 nucleotides long. The record is from RefSeq and is a predicted model, not a curated record. Lineage: Eukaryota; Metazoa; Arthropoda; Malacostraca; Decapoda; Penaeidae.
UCACCUGAAGAAUCCUGAUGUUGCAGCCAAGAUUCAGAAGCUUUUGCAAUCAGGUCUCAUUUCUAUUAGGUAAACAUGUUCCAGCAUUUUUUGCAUCUCUUAUCAACCGAGAAUAUGUCACUGACAACCUAUUUUUUUAUCAUUAUUAUUAUUUUUUUGUUAUCAUUAAUAUUAUACCUUUAUUUGUUUUUGUUUUUAGAUAUUUUCUGUUGCUUUCUCUCAGUCUGUAUUUUUGUCAUUAUGCCUUUUAAUAGCAGAUGUUGUCAUGUCACUGCAUUUCAUUCAAGAGGAAAUGCAUUGAUUGAGUUUACAGAAAUGAAAAAUUGUUCUUCAGAGUUGAGGCCGAUUUUUUAAAAGGAAAAUAGAUUUAGAUAGAAUUAAAGGCAGUGUUGAUGUUGCUCCUUUUUAUUAUUAUUCAUCUAAAUAAAUGUCUAUUUCUGAUGAAUAAAUUUCAAAGAUUUGACUUAUCCAAUUUUUAAUUAAACUUGAAGUACAUUAACUUCUUUUGUUUGAUUAAUGCCUCUUUAUGUUUGAGGUAGCCGAUGUCUGAACCUACUGGUGUAGUAGGAAACCAACCAGGAUUUCCUUUGUUAAUACCUCUAACCAAGAUGUAUGUAUGUAUUGUGUCAGUGGAUGUAUCUUAUAUGUGUUGCAAGGGAUUUUUGAGUCUCCUGAACAAGGCAUUAGUUAUGAUAGGGUAAGAAUGGUAGAUCUUGGCAACUCAGAUCUUCAACAUUGUAUUCUCAUGUCCUAAAAAAGGAAAACAAUUGUUUGGAAGCCUCAACAAAGCUUUCAGCAAAUGAACACAAGAAUAAUGCUUUUUAUACUUAAGUGCAGUCUAGUGCUUUGGUUCCUUUUAAGUCACUAAUGCUUGAUUUUGAUAAAGUGACAAGAAAGUGAAUGGCUUGACUGUUGAUUUGAAGUCCUGAUCAUUUCUCUUGCAAGCCUGGAAACUUUCACUCUCUUGUUCAGGUAAAUUUACUUGUAAAGCUCAAUAUAAUGUCUAUCAGAAGAGGAAGCCUUGACUAAAAACUCCAUAUCCUUGUUCCUUCAAAAUGUCUUAGGUAUUCAAGAUUUUGUCAAUAGGAAGAUGGAAAUACUUUUGAUCACUUCAAGAAAUAGCUCAUGAUUAGUACAGAUGUCGAGUAUUUCAUGAAUACAAUUCAGACUGAUGAAAAUAUCAAGAGAUCAGCUGUUGGACCAGAAUGGAAAAGGACACAUUAAAAGAGAUAAUACUAAGAGGUCUAGAAUGUCCAGUCAGGUGCUCAGUAGCCGACUGUACUUGGGUUACAUUUAGUGUUAGGAUCCCAGUUGUAUGUGCUGGCCCUAUGUCAUUUGGUGUUGGAAGACAAUACCAUUUCUCAUGUCUUUUAGUCUGGAUCUCAGUAAUUAUAUGAUAGCUAAUAUUCUGUGAUCCUUAAAUACAAUAUUUUUUUUAUUAACUUUGAACUUGUAAGAUACGUUCUGUGAAAUACAAAGGAUUGUUAAUAUUCAUAAGUACAAUGCAUUUCUAUCAACCAUUCACCAUCAUAAUUCACAGCUGAGAAUAGGUGUACCAGCAUACCUUGUACAGUGUUCAUGUUCUGGUAACAUUAAAGAGUAUCAUAGAUGAUAUAACAAUUAAUAUUAAAGAAAGGGUAACCUAAAAAAGAUAGCUGGCAUCUCUCAUGAUUUCAUUUUUAAACAUUUGAUUUCACUUUGUUUUUUCCUAUGUUAGGAAGAAGUAUGCUAUGUGAUUCCUCAUAGGCAUUUCUUGUGUGAUAUUUAUAUGAGAGUAAAUAUGAGCCUGAAAUUAAA